Mytilus trossulus (common blue mussel) is the source of this 785-nucleotide messenger RNA. RefSeq names its product E3 SUMO-protein ligase ZBED1-like. Gene Ontology annotation, cellular component: nucleus. The coding region runs from base 132 to 785 and encodes 217 amino acids. NCBI's taxonomy places the organism in Eukaryota, Metazoa, Mollusca, Bivalvia, Mytilida, Mytilidae. Gene Ontology annotation, biological process: regulation of transcription by RNA polymerase II. The transcript is spliced from 2 exons. The record is from RefSeq and is a predicted model, not a curated record. Gene Ontology annotation, molecular function: DNA binding.
UUAAACAGAUAUAAGGCUAAUUAGAGAGAGAUAAAUAUACCCCUAGGGCCUAUAGGUACAUGUUUAAAUUCUUGAAGGGAUAAUGCAUAUGACAAAAUCUCACUUGCAAAAUUUGUUCACUAUAUAUAUGAAUGUUGAAAGAAAACAUUUUAUCAGAUUUAAAAAUGAGCUCCAAGAGUGUACUGGAACAUUUUACUGUUCCUGAUGACUUCCAAAAUGGAAAUACUUUCAAAGGAAAAUGUAUGCAUUGUGGCACCCUCAUUAGUGGAAGUUAUAAAGUUACAUCCAACUUUGUUACACAUAUGAAGAGAAAACACAGAGAUUUGUACAUUCUGCAUUCUGAGAAUAAAGAAAUUCAACCAACAUUGACACAAUGCAUAAAAAAAAGUGUAAAAUAUUCACCGUCUGAUCCAAAACAGUUAGAAAUGACAAAUGCUCUUAUAAUGUUCAUAGCUGGGGAUCUUUUACCACUCUCUAUUGUCGAAAGUGAAGAAUUUAAAAACUUGAUGGAAAAAGCUGACACUAAGUAUCAAGUGCCUAGCAGAAAGCAUUUAUCUUCGAAACUUCUACAUGAAAAAUCGGUUGAAAUAAAAAAUAACCUUGUAAAUACUCUUAAAAGAGCUGAAAGUGUGUGUUUAACCAUUGAUCUCUGGUCUAGUAGACAAAUGAGAGGAUUUUUGCUAUUCCAGCCACAUCUGCACCAGUUGAACGCUUAUUUAGCACUGCUGGAAAAACAAUUAGGCCGGAAAGGUGCAGACUGGCUGAUGGAACAUUUGAAAAGCUGA